CUAAACCAAGUUGCGAUGCUUUCUGCCGUGCAUCUGUAGAAGUCGGUCAGAGUCAUUGGAGACAUGCCAAUUCCUGUUCACUUGGUCUUCUGAGGAGGUAGAGAUAUUGCUGUGGGUUUCCUGGUUGUGGCAUUCAGUACAAAUUGUUGAUGAUAUGUAUGCCAAGGAACUUCCCCAUUUGCACUUCAGCACUGUUGCUGUUGACCGGAGCAAGUACACCACCCAGCUCUCUGAAGUCCAUGCAUAACCUUCAUUUUGCAGACAUUGAGGGAGAGGUUGCUAUCUUGACACUACGUGUUACUCAGCUCUCUAUCUAUCUCCUUCCUGUACUUUGUCUUGUCAUAUUUCGAGAUCCAGCCCAACUCGACAGUAUCGUGUGCAAACUUGCUAAACGCAGUUGGAGCAGAAUUUGGCUGCAAGUGUAAAUGUAAUGGUCAGAAAAUUUUAGGAAUGCUUUAGGUGUUGAAUUGCUGCAUGAAUCUCCAUAGAAAUAACAGUACAGGUGGGUAGAAGAAUGAAGGAAUUCUCAACAUGAAUGUGCAUGUUGUUCUCCCGACAGCAGUUAGACGGCAUGUAGCUAUUCUCACCAGUAUCUUGUGCUUCUUCUGGAAGAGAGGAUGUUCCUUGCAAGCUACCAAAGGAGAACGCCCUGCCUUGUGGGAGGAUUUGACAAAGGGAACUGAAAAGAAUGGGGCAGAAUGAAGCUCGACAUGCAGAGGAUUUAGAGAAUGAACUUGAUGGCAGCUUAUUAGAUCUGAAGACUCUGGUUGAAAACCAACUACAAACAGCCAUGAUGAUGGGAGUAUUAUUGGGGGCUGGUGUGGCAAUCGUUCUGAUUGCCACCACCAUUCUCCUUGUUCACAGGCGGUUGCAGGAGAGAAAGAUCCAAGCUCAGGAAACUCCCAAAUACAGAUUCCGAAAACGUGAUAAAGUGAUGUUCUAUGGCCGUAAGAUCAUGAGAAAGGUGUCCCAAUCCACAUCUUCCUUUGUUGGAACUUCGAUAAGGCAAAAGUUCAAAAGGAAACAAAAAAUGCUGAUCAUUGCAAAACGGUUCUUGCACAUUGUUAAAGAUCUUCCAACCCUACAGCCAAAGGAGCCUCCACCUUCCGUUCUCGAGGCAGAUUUAACUGAAUUUGAUGUUGCCAGCUCACACUUGCCUUUGGAAGUUCUGUACAUGCUGAAAAACGUCAGAGUUCUGGGCCAUUUUGAGAAGCCGUUGUUUCUGGAGCUGUGUAAACACAUGGUCUUCCAGCAAUUUCAGCAAGGGGAGUAUGUCUUCAAACUGGGACACGCGGACAACUGCAUCUACGUGGUACAGGAUGGCAAACUGGAGCUCAGUCUGAUGGGACCUGAUGGUAAAGAAAGCGUGGUAAAGGAGGUUUUCCCUGGUGAUAGUGUACACAGUUUGCUCAGCAUUCUUGACGUCAUUACCGGUCACCAACGGCCAUACAAAACUGUGUCAGCCCGAGCUACUGAAGUAUCAACUGUGCUCUGCUUGCCCGUGGAAGCCUUUCAGGCAAUUUUUGAGAAGUAUCCAGAAAGUUUGGUGAGGGUGGUGCAGAUCAUCAUGGUGAGGCUGCAGAGAGUGACGUUCGUAGCUUUACACAACUAUCUGGGCCUGACUAAUGAACUGUUCAAUCAGGAGAACCAGCCUUCGCGCCUGGCUCCACUGCCGAACUCUGCCACUCGCAUGAGCCCUGUGCGACACAGACAGUUCAAUAGUACAUCGCUUGCUGAUGAUCAGAAGGAUGCAGCUGGGAAGUCAAACUCUGAUGCAGGUAUGACCAUGGACCCUGCUUUAAAGGAGCUCCCUGACUUCCUGUAUGUAGCACUGUUUAAAAUCGAUUCCGAGUGCGAUGACGCAGAUAGCUUAGGGAGCAGGAAAGCCCUCCGACGCCGUUCCUUGCUGAAGGGAGAGCGCGGCAAGGCAGCUAAGGAGAGACGGCCAGGUGCAGAUUUAGUUAAUCAGGAUGGAGCCCAAUAUCAGGAGACAUCACAAACACAGGAUCCAUCAGGCCAGGAAAACGGCAAACAGGAAUGGUCCAAAUCAAAGCCAUCGAGACGCGUCACCAUUGCCACCGUCCAACCGCCUCCUGAUAGAUUAGUUCAGGAUGAGGAAAGUUCGGGUGAGGAAAAGGUAGAUCUGCAGAGGCCAAAAGCGCAAGCAAGCUCAAAUCGCUAUGAUGAAUGCCAGACAUGCAGCGUAGGGACCGAGGGACCAAAGGCACAGACUUCAGAGAACAACCGGGCUGCCUUGCUGAGCCGCUGUAUAUCCAUGCCAGUGGACAUUUCGGGAAUACACAAAGGAAUGUGUUCAGAUUUUGAUAUGGCCUACGAGCGUGGGAGGAUCUCAGUGUCUCUGCAAGAGGAAUUGCCAUUUAGCCCUUCAUUUAGCAGAUCAGCACCACACGAUACCAGGGAACGCAGGUCCGUGACCAUGGAGGGCCAACCCUCCUCCGUGCACCUUUACCCCGAGGAUGAACCAGAUGACAUUGAUGGAGCAUUUCAGGUGAAGCACGUUGGAACCAUUUUCGAGGAGGCAAAGCAGGAGCUCUUGAAGUUGAUGCGGAUUGAGGAUCCAUCACUACUUGACAACCGAGUAACGCUGCACCAUGCCAAAUGUGGGAGUCUGCUCGCCCGUGAAGGGGAUCAGGACGUCAGUUUACAUUUUGUGUUGUCCGGCUGCCUGCACAUUUAUCAGCGGACGAUCGACAUGGAGGAUGAUGUGUGCUUAUUUGUGACCUACCCUGGUGAGAUGGUGGGCCAGCUCGCCGUCCUAACUGGGGAACCUCUGAUCUUCACCAUCAAAGCAAACCGUGACUGCAUCUUCCUCAAGAUCUCCAAAUCCGACUUCUACGAGAUAAUGCGUGAACAGCCUAAUGUGGUCCUCAGCACUGCACACAAUGUGGCUGUCAGAAUGUCUGCAUUUGUCCGUCAAAUGGACUUUGCAAUUGAUUGGAUGGCAGUGGAAGCAGGCCGUGCCCUCUACAGGCAGGCUGACCGAUCGGACUGCACUUACAUUGUGCUGAACGGACGCCUGCGAUCGGUGAUCCGAAAGGCCAAUGGCAAGAAGGAGCUAGUGGGAGAGUAUGGACGUGGAGAUCUAAUCGGAGUGGUGGAAGCCCUGACACGCCAGCCCCGAGCCACCACGAUGCAUGCCGUCCGCGAUUCGGAACUGGCCAAGUUGCCCGAAGGGACGUUGAACAACAUCAAAAGGAGGUAUCCUCAGGUAGUCACUCGGUUAAUUCAUCUGCUGGGUCAGAAGAUCCUCGGGAACCUGCAACAAGUACACGGGCCAUUUCCAGGCUCCAGUUUGGGACUGUCGACAGCCAGCAGUGCUGAUGUCACGAACCCAACCAGUAACCUCUCCACCGUGGCUGUGCUUCCCGUCUGCGAUGAGGUGCCGAUAUCUGCCUUUGCCAUGGAACUGACGCAUGCACUCAAUGCCAUCGGCCCAACAUUGCUGAUGACCAGUGAUAUCAUUAGACAACGCCUUGGUGCAUCAGCAUUGGACAGCAUCCAUGAGUACCGUCUCUCAGCAUGGCUGGCCCAGCAGGAAGACCUACAUCGGAUCGUGCUGUACCAGACUGACUACAGCAUGACGCCUUGGACCCAACGCUGUAUUCGACAAGCUGAUUGCAUCUUGAUAGUUGGUCUUGGAGAUCAGGAACCCUCCUUGGGACUGCUGGAGCAGAUGUUGGAGAACACAGCAGUGCGAGCACUGAAGCAACUCAUCCUGUUGCACAAAGAGGAUGGCCCCAGUCCUUCCCGGACCGUCGAAUGGCUGAACAUGAGGAGCUGGUGCUCCGGGCACUUCCAUAUCAAGUGUCCACGCAGAAUCUUCUCACGUCGGAAUCUUCAAAAAUUGACGGAGCUAUAUGAGAAUGUCUUUCAGAAACCCGUGGACCGACACAGUGACUUCUCCCGGCUGGCCCGGAUCCUGACGGGGAACACAAUUGCAUUGGUGUUGGGAGGAGGAGGAGCCAGAGGAUGCUCGCAUGUGGGUGUAAUAAAAGCCAUGGAGGAGAGUGGAAUCCCAGUCGAUAUCGUUGGUGGAACGUCCAUUGGGUCAUUUAUUGGCGCAUUGUACGCAGAGGAGCGGAGUGCAGUGGGGACCAAGCAGAGAGCGAAGGAGUGGGCAAACGCCAUGAAUUCUGUCUUUAAAACAGUGUUAGACCUGACCUACCCCAUCACAUCGAUGCUCUCUGGCUCUGCUUUCAACACGAGCAUUGCUGAUGUCUUUGAGGAUAAACAAAUUGAGGACCUGUGGAUCCCGUAUUUCAAUGUGACGACUGAUAUUACUGCGUCUGCAAUGAGGGUGCAUAAGGAUGGCUCGCUGUGGCGGUACGUGCGAGCUAGCAUGUCCCUCUCGGGAUACCUGCCGCCACUCUGUGACCCCAAGGACGGACACUUGCUCAUGGACGGAGGAUACACCAACAACCUGCCAGCUGAUAUCGCCAAAACGAUGGGUGCCAAAACAGUCAUUGCUAUUGAUGUGGGAAGCAGGGAUGAAACCGAUUUGUGUAACUAUGGAGACAGCCUGUCGGGAUGGUGGUUGCUUUGGAAACGCCUAAAUCCAUGGGCAGAAAAAGUCAAAGUCCCAGACAUGUCAGAAAUCCAGUCACGACUAGCUUACGUGUCCUGUGUCCGACAGUUGGAGGUGGUGAAGAGCAGCGCCUACUGUGAAUACAUCCGCCCACCUAUUGACAGGUUUAAAACCAUGGACUUUGGCAAGUUUGAUGAAAUAUAUAAUCUCGGCUACCAGUACGGGAAGGUGGUGUUCGGCAACUGGAACAGAGGAGACAUUAUCGACAAGAUGCUGAAGGACAGAAAGUCAGUUGACUACUCCGAAAUCAAGAAGAAGAAUGCCUUUAUGUCCUCCAACGCUGCGUUCACUGACCUCGCUGAGAUUGUGUCUCGAAUUGAGCCUCCAAAGACCUACAACUUGGCUGACGAAGAGUCCGAUUAUCUGACUGAGUAUGAAGAUGAUAUAAUGGAUGCAAUGAGGGAUGAAGAUGACGAAGAGUUACAGGACAACGAGGAGCUGGAUGAUCAUGAAUAUCCUGACCAAGGCCAUUCUGCUAUGGAGUGGAACAUGGACCCGGAUGAAGAAACGGAUCUCAGAAACCGCAGGCCUGGUGGCAUUGGCAGCGAUCCGGCAAGCCCCUCUCCAUCCAACAGUGAAGUUUAAACACGGUUGAGGCGGCCCUGCACUGCGCGCUUACCAGAACAUACAACCCACAGUUCAAUAAUGGAGCUAAGCUAAGCAAAGGAAUCUACAAAAUUAUGCUGUUGAACGAGGGGCAUCUUACCCGGUGGUCUGGGAAUUACUGUUGCUUUUUUAUAUUACACAUCCUUCCUCCUCUUUCAUUGCAAGAGCGGUUAAUAAGAAGCGGCCAGGGUACGGAUGGCACCGACCGACAUCUGCAGUCGGUGGAGUUUGUGGUUACUUGUGAUGUUCCUGUUUAAUCGGGAAUUGGUCCGCUUGUUCGGGUUUUCCCCUAGGGGGAAGUGUGAGGGGAUAUCGGGAGACCCACCACAGGGGUCUAGUCUGUCUGUUCCCUGUUGCCCUCCUCUCCGGCCCCACCACCAACACAUGCUGAGCUGGGCUGGGCUGGGCUGGGCUGGGCUUGCCUGCUCCGUGAAGCUUGGCUGCCGUUACUGCUGCAAGAAACACACAGGGAAAAGAAACUGAGUUGUAAGCGUUGCACCGAUUGCUGGUGGACGGCUUUGCUGACUGCUCACCGUAAGCCCCCGCGAUAAUUCUGCCCGCGAUCGGUGGUCCCACUGUACAGAGAUGAAGCACAAACUCUCAGCUCAGACGGUGUGCUUGUGUAGGAAGGAAAUUGCAGACGUUGCUUUACACUAAAGAUAGACACAAAGUGCUGGAGUAACUCAGCUGGUCAGGCAGCAUCUCUGGAGAAAAUGGAUAGGUGACGUUUUGGCUCGGAACCCUUCCACAGACAAAGAUAGAGGUUAGGGGUGGGCAGCUUUAAAGCCCUGUCCCCAUGGUACGAGUUCAUUCCAAGAGCUCUCCCUGAGUUUGCCCCGAUUCGAACUCGGAGAUUUACGGUAAUGGCCACUCGUCGGUACUCGGGGCUCUCGUGGACUUUUUUCAUCAUGUUGAAAAAUCUUCACGAGUCUUCCCGUGCUUACCUGCCGUUAGCGAGUCUUCCCGAGUACCUGCCGUUGGCGCUAAGAGACGUCCCUGAGCUCCGACGUACCCGCUACGUUCAUUCUCCGUGCUUACCACGAGUUUGAUUUUUUUUAAACUUGGGAGAGAUCUUGGAAUGAACUCGUACCGUGGGACAGGGCUAUUACAACCCAGCCGUAUGAACGGUGAUAUCUCUAAUUUCGUAACCCCUGCACACCCUCCCCCCUCCUCUCUCCCCAUCAUCCCCCACCCCACCCAGUUCCACAGUUUGCAUGCUUGUAUCCUUCACUCCGUUGUCUGCAACCACACUCUGGCAGCUCCUGCGAUGGCGCUGGUGCCAAACUGUAAGGCCCUGUUGUUCCUUUGGAUCAAUCAGCGACGUGGAGAGGGGAGACGUGCUGCAUGGGCAACAGCCUGUCCUCCAUAUGACAUCGAUCGCCCAGGCUUGCAUUAACAGCCUGUCCUCCAUAUGACAUCGAUCGCCCAGGCUUGCAUCCAACCAGGAUGCAUCACCCAUGGCCUACUACUGUCCCUCACAUCUUCCCCCGCCAACAAUGGGCCAUUGUGGGCUCCAUCCUUGGUGCCAGUCCUGUUUUGUUCUGCCGGUUUCCCACCUCCAGCUUCCACCCUCCUCGUCCGCUGCUACCGUUUAGUCUGAAGUAGGUGUCCGACCCUCUCUGUGCUGUGGGAGGAGGCGGUUCGUGGGGUGCCUGGUGGUGAAGGUUGCGCUGAGAGUGCAGGAGGGUGAGGCAGGGAGGGUCACUGCUCAGCUGCCAGAGUUUCUGGGCCAGUACUUCCCUCUCUUUGCCUUCACCCUGGAGAGAGUAAACAACACAAGAGACAGACACAAACAGUUCCUGGUUUAUACUGAAGAUAGGCACACAGUGCUGGAGUAACUGACCGGGUCAGGCAGCAUCUCUGAAGGAAAAGGAUGGGUGAUGUUUCAGGUCGGGAUCCGUCUACAGACUGGAACUACAGUUUUUCAGGCUUCUUCAGGAUGGUUCUCUCAGGGUUUUUGUUGCAAUCGCUAUCAAAUCAACUGCAGCCUGAUGGAAAUCUUGACCCGAAACGUCACCCAUUCCUUUUCUCCAGAGAUGCUGCCUGACCCGCUGAGUUACUCCGGCACUUUGUGUCUUGUUUUGUAAACCAGCGCCUGCAUUUCCUCGGAUGGGAAAGGGCUCGUGCUCGGACAGCGUUGAUAUCUUGUCACCAUGUGCGGGAGGGAACUGCAGAUGCUGGUUUACACCGAAGAUAGACACAAAAUGCUGGAGUAACUCAGCGGGACAGGCAGCAUCUCUGGAGAGAAGGAAUGGGUGACGUUUCGGGGUCGGGGUCGAAAUACUUCAGACUGAAAGUUAGGUGGAGUGGAGGGAAUUUGUGUGAAUCUACCCGAUAUACCUGUGUGGGUACAUUGUCUAAUGUUGGUAAGGUUGAAACAGGGCAGGUGGAUGGUGCUCUCAGGGCACCAGAUUUUUGCUACAAAUGCGAUUAAUUUUGCAUAGAUGUUGACUGGAGAUACUGCAGGUGCUGAUUCACAAAGUAAGACACAACGUGCUGGAGUAAUUCAGCGGGAUCGGGAUGCUUGCCUGAGCCACUGAGUUACCCCAGCACUUUGUGCCUUUCGCUAAGAUGUUGCUGUUUUUGCAACUGCAAUUCAGGCCGGUAGCAAAAGAGGGCAGAGUGUGGGCUGUGUAUGAAGAUAUGUGGCAGUACCCCAUUCAACCCUGGUUAAUCCCUAUCAUUGCUCCACCUGCUUUCUGCUUGGUUCAUGCCACCAGUCCAGAGAAGACCCUUCCUUACCCCCUUGCCCACUCUUAUUCUUGAUGUACAACCCUGGGCCACUGGCAUCUUUCACUCCUGUAGUGUGGCCCUUGGGACUAUAGUGUGUAGGAAAGUGUGAUCAUCGACCCAUGUUCCAACCACUGCGGGCCUCCAUAUAACCCCGGUAUUGCCUCACCAAUUUCUCCUGAACAGUGGUGCCCAAACCAGACAGGAGCAACCCAUCAUCGUGGGGUAGCUUUAGCCACAAAUCCAUCUGGGAGUCAGCGGGGAGACUCCCCUUGGUCACAUGGAAUGGCCGCACUGUGGCCAGACCCUCAGCUCUGUCACUACUUCCAACCUUUCACUGGAGUAAGUGUGGCGGCAUGGUGGUGCAGAGAUGCACAGCGCCAGAGAGUCGGGUUCUAUCCCGACCUCGGGUGCUGUCUGUACGGAGUUUGCACGUUCUCCUUGUGACUGUGUGGGUUUUCUCCGCAUGCUCCUGUUUCCUCCCACACUCCAAAGACACACAGGGUUGCAGGCUAGUUGGCUUUGGUACAAAUUGUAAAUUUCCCAUAGUGUGUAGGAUAGUGUUAGUGGUCGGCGCAGACUCUGGGCUGAAGGGCCUGUUUCCGUGCUGUACCUCUAAAGUCUAAAGAAAGUAAAACUGCCAGGUCCUGUUAGAUUGCAGUACUUGGUAGAGGCCCGCCUUUACUGUGUACGGCAUGCCAAUGGUGCAGCAGGUCGAGCCACUGCCUCACUUCACUAGAGACCCGACCACAGACGCUGCCUGUGUGGAGUUUGAUGGCAUGGGUUUCCCCCCGAUGCUCCGGUUUCCUCCCGCAUCCUAAAGACAUGCGGGCUUGUAGGUUAAUUGACCCUCUGUGAAAUUCCCCUAGUGGGGAGUGGAUGGGAGUGUGGGAUAGCAUGGAACUAGUGUGUGAACGGGUGAUCAAUGGUCGGCGUGAACUAGAUGGGCUGAAAGGCCUGUUUCAAUGCUGUAUUAUUCAAUCCUUCAUAUUGGGGGCUGGCUGCUGAAGGGUGGGAGGGUGUUGUACACUGGCGUGGGGGAGGGAAGGGGGAGAGGCAU
This is a messenger RNA of Leucoraja erinaceus (little skate), 9002 nucleotides long. Its product is annotated as patatin-like phospholipase domain-containing protein 6. Bases 689 to 5191 code for a protein of 1500 amino acids. The transcript has 37 exons. Gene Ontology annotation, biological process: phosphatidylcholine metabolic process. The record is from RefSeq and is a predicted model, not a curated record. Gene Ontology annotation, cellular component: endoplasmic reticulum. Gene Ontology annotation, molecular function: phosphatidylcholine lysophospholipase A1 activity. Lineage: Eukaryota; Metazoa; Chordata; Chondrichthyes; Rajiformes; Rajidae.